AUGGAUCGUUAUUGUCACGGAUGUUUCUUGGCGCUGACGGCAACUAUUUCCAUUCUGCAUCUUGUCCAAGCUCAGUAUCAGCAAGGGUUCAUCAGUUUGGAUUGCGGCCUACCUGCACAUGAGUCUCCAUAUACGGAACCUUUUACCAAUUUGACGUACACAUCCGAUGCCAGUUUCAUCCGCAGUGGAAAAACUGGUAGAAUCCAGAAAGAACCGGGCGGUAUCUACAUGAAGCCGUAUACAGUCCUGCGAUACUUUCCCGACGGAAUACGGAACUGCUAUGAUCUGAGUAUCGUGCAAGACACGAAAUAUUUGAUCUACGCUGUAUUCGUAUACGGAAACUACGAUGGUCGCAAUAGUUCUCCGAGAUUCGAUCUGUAUCUUGGCCCCAACCUGUGGAAAACAAUAGACUUACAAAGAGGAGACGGUGCGAAGGAGGAGAUCAUUCACGUCUCAAGGUCGAACUCUUUGAGUAUAUGUCUGGUUAAGACAGGAACAACUACUCCAAUGAUCUCAGCUUUGGAGUUACGGCCAUUGAGAUACGAGACGUAUAUUUCUCAAGCUGGUUCUUUGAAGACCUUGUUCCGCUUCUAUCUCAGCAAAAGCGAGAACUUUCUUCGGUAUCCUCAGGAUGUCCAUGACCGUGUCUGGAUUCCGUACUUCGAAUCGGAUUGGACGUUGAUAAGUACAACUCUGAAUGUAAAGGACUCUGACGGUUAUGAACUACCCCGAGCUGCAACGGUGACCGCUGCCACUCCGGCCAACGCUACCGAGCCAUUGACCAUCAUCUGGAGCCUGGAUGCCCCCAAUGGCCAAGUUCAGGUGUACCUUCACUCUGCAGAGAUCCAAGACCUGCGAGCCAACGAAACCAGGGAAUUCAGCAUUUCGGAGAGCGAUAAACUUUAUGACGGAAAUUAUAGUGCGAAAAAGUUGGAAAUGGAGACUCAAUUCAACUCGUUGCCUGCUAAAUGCGACGGAGGGGUAUGCCGUCUGAAGCUGGUUAGAACUCAGAGAUCGACCCUUCCUCCCUCUUUGAACGCUAUCGAAGUUUACUCGGUGAUUGAGUUUCCACAGUCGGAAACUGAUCAAAACGAUGUUGCUGCAAUAAAGAACAUCCAAGCUGCUUAUGGAUUAGAUAUCAUCGGCUGGCAAGGAGAUCCAUGCGUCCCUAAGCAGUUCAUGUGGGAUGGUUUGAACUGCAGCAUUCCCGAUAUUUCUACGCCGCCCAGAAUCAUUUCUUUGUGA
This is a messenger RNA of Tarenaya hassleriana, 1245 nucleotides long. Its product is annotated as probable LRR receptor-like serine/threonine-protein kinase At1g07550. Lineage: Eukaryota; Viridiplantae; Streptophyta; Magnoliopsida; Brassicales; Cleomaceae. The record is from RefSeq and is a predicted model, not a curated record. The transcript is spliced from 4 exons. Bases 1 to 1245 code for a protein of 414 amino acids.